AUGGGUAUUAUGGAUAAAGUCAAAGAUGUCAUGCCCGGUUCUCAAUCCGGCAGCGGAGGUCAACAAUCCGAAUAUUCCAAACCAGGUAACGACGACUACAACAACCCAUCAUACAACCAAGGAAUGAUGGGUGAUAACUCUCAAAACGAACGGGGAACCUCAUUCGAAUCUUCAAGAGGAUCCGAUCUAGGUAUGGGUUCUCCUAACGAUACCUUCACAGGUGCCGAUGGGACUGGAGCUGGAAACACUGGAAGGUUUGCGGAGCAAGGUUCAGGAACUGGAAUGGGUAUGACUGGAUAUGGAAAUACUCGAGACGAUGAGUCUGGUGAGAAUAUGGGAAUGGGAAUGGGCGGUAGAACCGGUCAAUCUGGAUAUGGAGAUGAUAUGGACCGAUCUGGAGGUAGAAUGGGAAUGGGCGGUACAGGUACAAGCUCAGGUAUGGGCAUGGGAAUGGGUAGAGAUGAUGAUAAUCUCAAUACCAUGUCAGGUAGGGGAGAUAUGACUGGCGACGAUUUUAACACCUCUUCUACUGGAGGUACUCAAAACCUCAGAGGAACCGGAGGUGGCGGCGGUAUGGGUAUGGGACAAACCCAAGGAUACGGUCAAAGUCAAUCUGACUACUAG
Kwoniella botswanensis is the source of this 624-nucleotide messenger RNA. RefSeq lists its product as uncharacterized. Bases 1 to 624 code for a protein of 207 amino acids. NCBI's taxonomy places the organism in Eukaryota, Fungi, Basidiomycota, Tremellomycetes, Tremellales, Cryptococcaceae. The transcript is spliced from 6 exons. The record is from RefSeq and is a predicted model, not a curated record.